GAAGAAGGACAGUCGUGGUAUGUCUCUGCAUGGAACGCAGACAAACAGGAGGUACUAGACAAGAGUGCCUGCAUCGAUGCUUCAGGAGCGUCCCCCGAGAGUGGUAAACUGAUUACCAUGGCUAUCCUCGGAGUUCCUACCCAGUACAUAAAACAAGUUGAGGUACUGUGUGAGAAGUUGAAGGAUCAAGGACUCUUGGUGCACGAGGAGCAGGGCAAGAAAUGCAUCUCGUGGAGAGCCCCGAUCAAGAAAGAUUUGAUUCCGACAGUGGAUGAAAUCCCAGUCGUGGCAACACUCCAAUUGAACGACGCAGCAGAACUGCUGUGGAAAGGACAGACGAACUUCAGGAUCGACGGAAAGAUGAUCCGCGCGGUGAACGCGCAUUCGAAGCAUCCUUGUUCCUUCAAGAUAAGGCCACAGAAGGAUAAGCACUCUGGCAAGGCGGGGGCCCUAGCUGAGUUCUCUCACCUCCUCAAGAUGAAUCAUGGCAUGAACUCAGCUGGGAUUACGGAGAUCUAUCGUCAACACCUGCUGCAACAAGGAAUAGCUGUGUUGGAGGUGCAGCCGGAAGCGGGCAUGCAGCUAGAGGUCAAGACGAAGAGGAGACCUCAAGGUCAGCCCAACAAACGCACUUGGAAGAGAGAUCGAUUGGAUUGCGAGAUGCUCUUCGACGGACGUCCUGAGCACCACGCUACGGAUGUUUGAGGGAGACGACAGGAAUGGAGGAAGCAUACACCUCGGACUGAUGUC
This is a messenger RNA of Guillardia theta CCMP2712, 750 nucleotides long. RefSeq lists its product as hypothetical. The annotation marks the transcript as partial. The record is from RefSeq and is a predicted model, not a curated record. NCBI's taxonomy places the organism in Eukaryota, Cryptophyceae, Pyrenomonadales, Geminigeraceae. The transcript has a single exon.